Messenger RNA from Mitosporidium daphniae, 1383 nucleotides. RefSeq lists its product as uncharacterized. Gene Ontology annotation, cellular component: cytoplasm. The record is from RefSeq and is a predicted model, not a curated record. NCBI's taxonomy places the organism in Eukaryota, Fungi, Microsporidia. The transcript is spliced from 4 exons. The coding region runs from base 1 to 1383 and encodes 460 amino acids.
AUGUGCAAAUGUGUGGGUGUGCCGGGUGGGACCCAACAAAACCACAUCAACCCUAAAGCAGCAACCCUAGCACAUGGUAAAGUUCCUCAAGUUUGCAUUUUUUUUGCCAUGCCAAAGCGACCUGGUAGCGAAAAUAAUAACGACAAUGACGAUCAUCACCGCCAUCGACAGAAGCAUUCACAUGCGCAUUAUCUUGCACAGCAUGUUCCAACAAUGCCAUACCCAUAUGCAAUGCAGGUUGCCGAUGCGUACCAUAGUCCAAUUGCACACCCACUUUCGCCUCCAAUGUUCCUCCCUGUUCCGGCUGCAACAUCGUUUCCCGGAGUUAAUUAUAUCCCACCAACAGAAAACUUUAAUUUUAUUCACAGUAAUAUGUUGCAGCCGGAUAUUAUUAAGCCGGAAAUGUAUCCAGAGCCACCGGUACCACAGGUUGUGGCGCCUGUUAAAAAUGCUGGAUUUAUCUCGCUGUUGUAUGUUGAUGGAUAUUCGCCGCUGGAUGAGUCAGACGAAUUUGAGGUGGAAGCCAAUAAGAUAUUUUUUUCCAAACUCAUCCCGCUUUUGCAGCAGGGCCAACAUGUUUUGCAACAAUUUGUAAUUGAGCAGGUUCGCCAAGUUAUUGCCACAAAUCCAAGCAAAGGUACUUUUUUGCAUUCAUUUCAGGUGAUUUGGCUGGUGGGCGCUUUACUCGACCAUGGAGCCAGUUCUAUGGAAGGAAUUAUAGUGAAUUUAUUUAGAAACAUCGGGGUGUGGGAUUGUGCCAAGGCAGCAGACCAGCACUUCAAUUUGGUAGGAAACCUUCUCUCCGUAUCGCUCCACCAUAAAAAAGCCCUUGAUCCAGUGGCAUCUUCGGUCUAUUAUAUAGUCUCCAGACUUAUCCUUGCUUUUGAUGGGAUCAGCUAUGUGCAAGCUCAGGCGAUCAACUUGACUUGCCAUUUACUUGAAAGCCACAUGGCUGCAAUAUUUCAGGAUCUUGGCCGCGAUUUCAUCCGCACAUUUGAGGGCAUUUCUUCGUAUCCAGCGAUUUCGCCCUUUUGGAAUGAUCUUCAGGCGAUAAUCAAGCAGAACCAUGGCCCCGAUUCUUUCGGGUUGAAGCCGCCAUCAAAAAGGCUACUGGCAAUGCGACUUUCUCCAGAGAUGGAGUCCAAUAUUGUCUUUAUGCUGGAAAAUGUUAAGAUAGGCUCCCAAAGAACCUAUCAGACAUGGUACACUGAAUGGCAUCUUACCAACGAAUCUCGCUCAGCCAUCAAAGAAAUUCUUAUUCCGGACCUGAUUCGAUUCAUUUGCUGUGUAAUCCACCCUUCAAAUUCGGUUCUAGCUUCUGAUAUUAUCCCACGAUGGAUGAUUUUAGGAUGGCUAUUGAGACUAGCAAAGGCAGGAGAUUGA